This is a messenger RNA of Andrographis paniculata, 2244 nucleotides long. RefSeq lists its product as uncharacterized. Bases 1 to 1431 code for a protein of 476 amino acids. The record is from RefSeq and is a predicted model, not a curated record. NCBI's taxonomy places the organism in Eukaryota, Viridiplantae, Streptophyta, Magnoliopsida, Lamiales, Acanthaceae. The transcript has 5 exons.
AUGCCUUCACUCAAGCACCUCCUCCAGUUCUAUGAAUUAAGUAAGGAAUCGCCUCGCCGAAGAGAAGCCGCUCCGCUCCGCCGGAAAUUUCACUCCCAAUCCCCCAAAUUGGGAACAAAGAAAACUGGGCUUACGUUAGGUCUGCCUUCGAGCUUGAGAAAUGGAGUUGCUUUCGUCGAGAAUCUAUUGGGCACAAACAGAAAUCCCUACAGCGUUUACGACGAAGUCACGCCGUACCACAACUCCGGGAAGGACGUUUCAUCAUUCUCGACUCAUUAUUCGUUGCGGAAAGUACAAAAACCAAGUCCAACAGCUGGGGUACGUUUAGAUUUUCAGGAAUAUGCGAAACCGUCAAGACUCUUACCUGCAACAGAAGUGAAGGUUAUCCCAGAUGCUUCAGUUGGGAAGGCACUGGAUUCUUUCCCAUCCGGAAGAUUGAAGUCCUUGUACAAAGUAAAACUACAAACAAGUAAAAUUUAUGGAUCCGGUCUCACUGAUGUGAACUCUGGAAUAUUAUUGUGUUUGAUUGACGAGAAUGGAACCUCCAUUUUACAAAGGUUGCCCACUGUUUUGAAUGAAUCUGAUUCAAGGUCAGAAGACAAGGCCAUGGGUGAUACCAUGCACUUACAGAGAGGCUCUGUUGAUCAAUUUGCUUUUGAGGGACCUAACCUUGGAAGAAUUCUAGCUGUUUGGAUUGGCUUGGAAUCAGGUCAAUGGAGAAUAGCUGGUUUAAGUCUGGCUAUUGUUCACGAUUCUCUGCCUUCUUCCAUAGAAGAAUCCGAACAGCUAAGUGGGUUACAGUACAGCUUUGAGUUUGAGGAUGUCUUGCUCGGGGAUUCAGGUGACUUGUCUAUGAUGGAAUUCAGACCCCAAUCAGUUACUGCAUUAUCUGGAGAUGCAUCUACCUGGAUGAACGAUAAGUCCGAAGAAGAUUUAUCUGCCUCUCUCAACACCUCUUUUGCAUCCAACGAAGAAAGCAUGAAGGAAUACACAGACCUGAAGUUGUCACUAUUAUUCUAUGACACCCUACUUAUCUUGGCUGGCUCCUCCAUAAUUGCAUUUUUUUCAACUGAACAAAAUGCUGCCUACACAUUCUUAGCAGGCGGAUUGUUUGGGUUUAUUUACCUAUUAUUGCUGCAAAGGUCGGUCGAUGGACUAGAAGUGCCAGAAGUCAUAACAAGCAAGAGCAAAGGCAGUCGAGAUCAAAUUCUUGGGAAAUUAAGAGGCCCCAUUUCAGGUCUGGUGCUAGCAUUUGCAUGUCUCUUCGUAGCAGUGAAAUACUACUCUUUGUCUGGAGAGGAUGCAGCUGUUAGGCUUACGGGCAGAGAUCUAAUAUCAGGAAUGAUGGGAUUCCUUAUGUGCAAAGUGUCUGUAGUUUUGGCAGCAUUUAAACCUCUGCCUCUUGGUUUAAGAGAAAACAAGCAGAUAUGAUGAUGGUUUCUUUGGAUGUCAUAUACUUGCGCGGUUGCGGCAGCAUUUCGGUGUCAUUGUGCCAGCUGUGUCGAUUGUAUGUGUAUGGUGAUGAAGAGUAACAACCUAUUUUAGGAUUACAUCCAAAGUGGUGUGUGUUACUGCAUCUAAAUAUAGACUAAACUUUCUAACAAUGGAUAUUAUGGUGACUAUCUUCAUCUAACCCUUGGACAAAGCAGCAAAAGCAGCAGCAGUAGUAGUAGUUAGGAGGAGGGUUGAUGUAAUGAUUAUAGCAGCAGGUUUGAAUGGAGUUAGCUUUUUGUUCAUUGCAAAUUUGCCCAAACAAUCAAGAAUGGAAUGAUAAUGACAGUAAAACAAGGCUUGACACUAAGUAGUAUAGUAGGUUGUUUCAGGACUGAUUGUAACUUGUAUGCACUAUGCUCUCCUAUCCUCUCCUAUCCUAUGCCAUGUAAUGUGUUUUUAAAAGGUUCAUUGCCUUAUUAGUAGAGUAGUAGAUGGAUUGGUGGGUGUCAAGAGUUAUUGCAUGCAUACAUUUUAUUUAACUGAUACUCAUAAUAAUAUCCAUUUGAUUCUUACAUUGCAAUUUGCAUGUAGUAAAUAUAUCACCGUACCUGACCUGUACCUAAGCCCCGCCCCAACCCGACUUGACUUAAUUUAAAUGGCAACUUGAAAGAGAUGACUUACAACAAUGCCUACUGCUACACUCGUUUUCUAGCAUUUCACUAAUCUACUUUUUGCUGUCUUUAGUUUUACAUUUCCCAAUUUUGUUAAAUCAAAGUGUACUAGGAGAUUUUAAAAUAUAUUUCUAUUAAU